This is a messenger RNA of Agrilus planipennis (emerald ash borer), 4228 nucleotides long. RefSeq names its product zinc finger matrin-type protein CG9776. Bases 235 to 3939 code for a protein of 1234 amino acids. Gene Ontology annotation, molecular function: zinc ion binding; nucleic acid binding. NCBI's taxonomy places the organism in Eukaryota, Metazoa, Arthropoda, Insecta, Coleoptera, Buprestidae. The transcript is spliced from 14 exons. Gene Ontology annotation, cellular component: nucleoplasm. The record is from RefSeq and is a predicted model, not a curated record. Gene Ontology annotation, biological process: negative regulation of DNA-templated transcription; positive regulation of DNA-templated transcription.
CUGACGCCAUAAUGGCAUAAUGGCGAAAUGGUUCGAAGGUGUUUAAAAUGUGUAAAGCUGGUGUUACAGUUUAAAGUUUCAUACAACUCUUAAUCGUUUAGUGUACAAUUUAGCGAUUAUACUGGUAAAAUUGUACAAAUAGAAUCCGGAAGGUGGUAUUCUGAACCAAGCAACCUACAGUGGAUUAAUCAGCAAAUAACUUUUCAAUUUUCCUGUGAUUUACAACAACCAACUAUGUACGGUGAACAUAACCAGUAUUCUACCCAAGGCUAUCAAACUACGUAUGGAUCAUACUCCCAGAACUACUCUACACCAUCAAAUUAUGAUCCUUACCAGAAUUACGGACAGGCAACUGGAUAUCCAUCAUCAGAUGUACAACCGGUGCCUCCUGGGGACGAGUAUCCCCAUGCUGGAUGGGAGCCAGUCAGGAACUAUCAUGACGUGAAUCAGCUACCAUCUACUCUUAAUCAACAGACAUCAGACCAAUCCCAGAAUCAACUACAAGAUCAGCAUGAUCUAAAGCAAGACAAUAAAAGAGACGCCGUUGCCCAAGAACUAAAACAUCAGAAAGCGCAGAUGGCAAAACAGCGUGAAGAGUAUGUCAGAAAAAUUGUAGUACUUCGCAGAGAGCUCGAUCUACUGAAAGCUCAGAAACAGGAACUGUUGGCUGAACAUUCUUCAAACCAUGACAAUAACUACAUUAUGAAAGAGAACAACAAAUUGCAGAAUAAAAUUCAGAGCAAGAUGAAAACCAUAAACAACGUCAUUGAAAUGUUAACUAAUAUUAUCGGGGACAAUAAGAACUUAUCUGAACUUGAAGCCCAUCUUGUCGAGGGAUCGCCCAAACGACAGGUCCAAAGAUCCGUGUCUAUUAGCAACGAACGCCCUGACUCGGAAAAUCGUUUCAAUUACGUCCACUACGAUCCGGAGUUGCAUUGGUGUCGCAUUUGCGACGUAUUUCCAAAAUCAGCGAAAGACCUCCUGGUGCACUUGCACAGCAAAGAACAUAAGGAUGUCACACAGGAGCGAGAUAUGGUCGACACGCCAUGGCAUAAGUUGCCAGCUGAACCUGAAAUGCCUUACUAUGAGGGAGCACCAAAAAAGAGGCUUCCUAUUAAAGGCUUACAAUUCUUCAUAUCAGCAACUGCAUGGUACUGUAAACUGUGCGACGUUUGGAUGGGAGAUUUGCAUUGUGCUUCGCAACAUCUUAAGUCACAGAAUCAUAAUUUAAAUUAUACGAAUUUUGUCGAACAAAAUCCCCAUUGGGAGAUAGAAUGGCUGAAGGAUAGAGAACGCGCGCUUUCCCGCACAGAAAAGAACGUCAAUAAAGCUACAGACAGUGAAGAUGAUAUUCUUGAGAGACACAAGAAAAAACGUAACGACAAGCAUUCACUUACAACCUUGUCUAGUAAAGAAAGUAAAAAGAAGCGAAAAAAAUCACGCAAGAAAAAGAAGCAUGCCCGCUCAAGUGAUUCAAGUAGCUCUUCAAGCUCAUCUGACUCAUCCUCUGACGAGGGCAGUUCGGGUAAUGAUAAAUCUAAAAGUAUUCGCGUUGCAAUGCGUAAUAAAAUGAAAUUACAAGCGCAAAUGAUAAUGAAUGAAGAUCUCGGUGGCAAGUGGGAGGUUCUUGGUCGUCUCGUUGAAGAGGAGCGCAAAAAAAAGGAAAUGCUUCUCAACGCUAGAGAGAUGGGUAAAGAAUCUGAAGCCGAAGAUACGCUUAUAAACCAGUGGAUGACAGUAAAAGAAACCGAAGAUAAAGACAAAAAAUUGCUCGAUAACUUAAAAGAUCGAAUGAGGCAAAAGCAAGAAGCGGAGAGAGUCCGGCUGGCGCAGUUAGAGCAGAAAAGGAUUGAAAAAGAACGCAUAGAGCAAGAAAUGCGAGAAAAAAAAGAACAGGAGGAAAAAGAGCAAAAGGAGCGCGAAGAGGCACAAAGACGUGAACUGGAUGAAAUUCGUUUACGUGAAAGGGAUCGCAUCAAGUUUAAAACGAAAGACAAGUUUCGAAGGCGGUACAGUCCAACGGAAGAGAGUCCUGAUGAUAGUAGUCCCAGUAAAGAAAGUGGUGGCGUAGGAGCAAAGGAAAAGAGACGUUCGAGAAGUCCGAGCCCAGAAAAAAGAAGACACAGAGAAAGAAGUCACGAACGUUACGAUCACCAUAAAGAAUAUCGGCACGAAAACAAUCGAAAAUCUAGCGAUAGGCACCAUAAUAAAAGUCCAGAAGAUCAUCACAGAUCAAAAAGAAGCAAUCGAUCCUCUAGUCAUGAAACUGACUCAAGUAAGAAAAUGAAGAAACCACCACCACCUCCUCCAUACAAAAAACUGCCAUUCAUAGGUCGUAUGCCGUUGUUCAAAAACAAAAAACCAGAAGAAAAACCUGAAAAAGAAAUAAAGAAAGAAGAUUAUGACCAACCUCGUCAAACGCGAUUUCAACCAGGUAACUUGGCGCGGGCUUUUAUCCCUGAUCCGGAUGUCGUUUGUUUCCCCAAAUUAUCGACAAUACCGCCAAUAAUGGAGCCGCCUCCGCCACCUCCUUCUCUAGCGCAACCGCGCGUACCGUCACCUCCAAAAAUAUCUGAAAAAGCUAACGAUGAUGAUCGGAAGUCAAAGAAAAGUGAAGAAAAGAAGUUGGGAAUGUCUCAACCAAAAGCAAAUGGACAGCAGGAGCAACGAACUGAGGGAGAAAAGAUAGCCCUACCACCGCCUUUCCCAACGGUGACUAAACACGGAGACCAUUUACCCCAAGAUUUUCAGGACGCUCUUAACUUCAUUUAUCCCGAUCAACAGCAGGGUUCUGACAUGUCGAUGUCAUACGGCUCCUAUUCUAACAUGGAUUACGACUUGAUGUACGGACAGCAUUCAAUGUAUGACUAUAGUGCGGACGUGAAUGCCAUGGACAUGGGGACCGAGGUACCUCCUUUACCGCCUCCUCCACAUAUGAUGCCACCUCCGCCUCCUAGCGUCGAGCACACGAUGCCACUACAACCGCCUCCUCUUCCUCCAGAUGACCCCAACGAUGACUUGGCAUUGCUAGGAAUAAGUGCUGACGAUAUGGCGGCUCAAAUUCUAGUUAAUACGAGAAAGGAUAUUUCUUUUUUCGACAAANCAAAAAGAAGCAAUCGAUCCUCUAGUCAUGAAACUGACUCAAGUAAGAAAAUGAAGAAACCACCACCACCUCCUCCAUACAAAAAACUGCCAUUCAUAGGUCGUAUGCCGUUGUUCAAAAACAAAAAACCAGAAGAAAAACCUGAAAAAGAAAUAAAGAAAGAAGAUUAUGACCAACCUCGUCAAACGCGAUUUCAACCAGGUAACUUGGCGCGGGCUUUUAUCCCUGAUCCGGAUGUCGUUUGUUUCCCCAAAUUAUCGACAAUACCGCCAAUAAUGGAGCCGCCUCCGCCACCUCCUUCUCUAGCGCAACCGCGCGUACCGUCACCUCCAAAAAUAUCUGAAAAAGCUAACGAUGAUGAUCGGAAGUCAAAGAAAAGUGAAGAAAAGAAGUUGGGAAUGUCUCAACCAAAAGCAAAUGGACAGCAGGAGCAACGAACUGAGGGAGAAAAGAUAGCCCUACCACCGCCUUUCCCAACGGUGACUAAACACGGAGACCAUUUACCCCAAGAUUUUCAGGACGCUCUUAACUUCAUUUAUCCCGAUCAACAGCAGGGUUCUGACAUGUCGAUGUCAUACGGCUCCUAUUCUAACAUGGAUUACGACUUGAUGUACGGACAGCAUUCAAUGUAUGACUAUAGUGCGGACGUGAAUGCCAUGGACAUGGGGACCGAGGUACCUCCUUUACCGCCUCCUCCACAUAUGAUGCCACCUCCGCCUCCUAGCGUCGAGCACACGAUGCCACUACAACCGCCUCCUCUUCCUCCAGAUGACCCCAACGAUGACUUGGCAUUGCUAGGAAUAAGUGCUGACGAUAUGGCGGCUCAAAUGUUUUGAAUUAAUUUUGGAAAAAAACUCCGUAAAUAAUCUUGAUUAUUUUUUUGUUUUCUGUAGUCUAGUUAAUACGAGAAAGGAUAUUUCUUUUUUCGUAAAUGUACAAUAUUGUACUGGCGAUCUUUUAAAGCGUUUGAAAUUGAAUGAAAUAAUUUACAUUAACGAGGUUACUUGUUUACGUCUACUAAUUUUGUGUAUUUUUGCAAAAUGAAAACAUAAGCCAGUGUAGCUUUAGUUAAACAAUUAUUACAUAUUCCAUAAUUACUUAUAGCAAAUAAAGUCAUUUAUUAAU